Electrophorus electricus (electric eel) is the source of this 384-nucleotide messenger RNA. RefSeq names its product ovostatin-like. Lineage: Eukaryota; Metazoa; Chordata; Actinopteri; Gymnotiformes; Gymnotidae. The record is from RefSeq and is a predicted model, not a curated record.
AUGACACACUUAGUACAGUUGGACCUGUUUCAGUCAGCAUCAGGUGACUCGGACUCCUUAGCAGUGGAGAUCAGCUCCUACGUGCUGCUCGCUGUUCUCACUACAGAUCAGCUCUCUGCUGCUGACUUGGGCUACGCCAACAGGAUCGUCAGCUGGCUGGUGAGACAGCAGAAUCCCUAUGGAGGCUUCUCCUCCACCCAGGACACAGUGGUGGCCCUCCAGGCUCUGGCUCUGUACUCUACCAAAGUGUUCCGCUCAGAUGGCUCCAGCAAAGUAUCUGUGCAGUCAGCAGGUGGAGACAGUCACCAGUUUGUGAAACAAGACCAACAAGAUACUGUACUAGGAGAGACCAUUGCAAGAUGUUCCUGGCAGAUAUACAUUUGA